Dreissena polymorpha is the source of this 1697-nucleotide messenger RNA. Its product is annotated as neuronal acetylcholine receptor subunit beta-2-like. The transcript is spliced from 2 exons. The coding region runs from base 1 to 1182 and encodes 393 amino acids. Gene Ontology annotation, biological process: nervous system process; monoatomic ion transmembrane transport; chemical synaptic transmission. NCBI's taxonomy places the organism in Eukaryota, Metazoa, Mollusca, Bivalvia, Myida, Dreissenidae. The record is from RefSeq and is a predicted model, not a curated record. Gene Ontology annotation, cellular component: membrane; synapse; neuron projection. Gene Ontology annotation, molecular function: extracellular ligand-gated monoatomic ion channel activity; neurotransmitter receptor activity; transmembrane signaling receptor activity.
AUGGUGCCAAUCUGCUUCGCUCUUGCGACUACGCUGACGGUACUGAUGACGUCAAACAGAGGACUUCACGCUCAGAUGAUCACGGAUGCUGAACGUUUGUUCAGCAACUUAAUGCUGGAUUACAACAAAAUGUUCCGGCCUGUGUUAAACCAGUCGAAACCAGUUGUUGUAUAUACUGGGUUAGAGCUCAUCUCGAUUCAAGAUUUUAAUGAAGUCGCCGAGAAAAUAUCGUUUACGGGCAUUUUUAGCUUUGCAUGGUACGAUGAGCGACUUUUUUGGGACCCCAAGGAUUAUGGUGGUAUUGAAAGCCUCAAUAUUGACGUCAACAUGAUUUGGACUCCGCAACUGAUGCUGGCUAACAGUGUCAAGAAAAUAGACCGUAUCUCUCAGGAUUGGCAUACAGAUAUCGUGAGUUCCAGUGUGGGAACACAAGUGGACAAUUACAUAUUGGUGUUCGAGAUUGAGGUUGAGAGAAAGCCGCGAUUUGUGAUAGUAAAUGUGAUACUUCCACUGAUAUUCAUGUCUGUUUUGAAUAUCCUGGUCUUUUUGAUACCCACUGAGCGCGGAGAGCGCAUCUCUUACUGUCUGACGGUGCUGCUAUCAAUUGCUGUCUUCUUAACACUGGUGGGAGACAACCUCCCGAAGAACUCGAGCCCGAUGUCGGUGUUCAGUUACUAUCUGUUGUCGGUGCUCGUCAUCAGCGUCGCCAUCACGCUCGCCGUCAUAUGCAGUCAGCACUUGUACCACAGAAGGGACAAGCAGCCGGGGGCCGUGUGGAGAGCAAUUGCCAGGUGUCUUAGCUGCGGUUGUGCUCGGCGGACAGCGCCAGGCAAUUCAUACACGAUUAAUCGGAGCGCUGAUGACACGUUUGAGAGGACAGAACCGGCAAAGUACUGUGGUUCCCACAAUUAUUAUGUAAUGCCGUACCCGACAUGCACUCGUAAAGUAAUGAUGGACCGACCAAUAUAUAUUUACGGGGGUUUGUCUUCAGAUGGUCCGGAGAACACAAAACGCCCGAGGGCAGAAAAGCGCGACGAUGAAACGAGUAGCGCAUUCGUGGAAAUUACGUGGGUAGAUGUUAGCGUUGCCUUGGAUAAAGUAUUCUUCGUGUUUUUCGUUCUUAUUUUACUAACUGACACGCUCUGCUUUAUGUUUACGAUUUACCACAAUGUAACCCUAUGAAAGUGUAACAGUAAACACAUUUUAUUGAAUGUUUCCAAACAAUGACACAUAAAUUUGAAAGUAAGUAUGUAAUUAAAUAUGACAUGUAAAAUAUAAUUUUAAAUUAUAGUGCUCAAUCUAGCAAAUUUACAUUAACAUUGAUAUGUUUCAUGUUGACACCAUCUUGUUGUUUUAUAUUUUAAAAUUUAGUUUAGCACAUGUAUAGUAAUUGUUACGCAACAGUAGGUCCAAUGCUAGCGAUUAGCUAUGGUGCACCUCAAUGGUGGUUUGCUGUUAUUUUCGUCGGAAUACUAUUUUUACUAUUACUAUUUUUAGUAAAUUUAUAAAUGAAACAAUGUUGAUUUAUGUAUUAAUUUGAAUCAAUUGGAAACAUUCCUUUCCAUAGAUUUUUAUACUUGACUAUGAUAAUAGUUUCUACAGUGUUCAUAUGAGGUGUAUCGUUGUAUCAUGUGUUUCAUUUUGAUCUGUAACAAAGUCUCGCAAGGGCUUGCAUACAAAAUAAACGUUUAGCGAAA